Molecule: messenger RNA, 1635 nt
Organism: Plectropomus leopardus (leopard coralgrouper)
Lineage: Eukaryota; Metazoa; Chordata; Actinopteri; Perciformes; Serranidae
Gene: f2rl2
Product: coagulation factor II (thrombin) receptor-like 2
Biological process (GO): blood coagulation; phospholipase C-activating G protein-coupled receptor signaling pathway; thrombin-activated receptor signaling pathway
Cellular component (GO): plasma membrane
Molecular function (GO): thrombin-activated receptor activity
Source: RefSeq, a predicted model, not a curated record
CAAGCGCCCCACAUACAGUAACACUAGCGGUAAGGCUUAAGCACACAUCGUUACCGGUUCUACUGUUUGGCUGCGGAGAUGCAAAACAGCAAAUUUCACAGAUGGAGAACUCCUACAUCUGCUGAUAAGAAGCAACGCCGAGAAGGGUGAACACAAGAAACUACAAAAACUCUGGGACAAAGAGCCGAGGGUGAUAUGGCCGACCUGGUGCCAGGACUACUCAUUUGUUUGAUGGCAGUGCAGACCAUUCAACAUGAUGGAAAUAGAACCGAGACAAAAACCAAUAUUCCAACCGGUGUGAUACCAAAAACCUUCAGGGGGAGGUUGUACAAAGUAAAUCACACAAACCAGCUGCCGCUCUAUCCCAGCACAGACCCGCUGCUGUAUGUAAACUCAGAGGAUCCAGUGACAGCCUACACCACAGGGGUCCUCAGCACCAGGGUCAUACCUUUAUCAUACAUCCUGGCCAUGCUUGUGGGUAUCCCCUCCAACGCCUACAUCCUGGCCUUCCUCAGACUCAGACUCGGAACAAAGUCCAUGUCCACAGUAAUUCUUUACCUGAACCUGGCCUUGUCCGACCUGCUGCUGCUGCUUUCCCUGGCACUGCGUGUCCACUACCACUUCAACGGGAACAACUGGGUAUUUGGGGAAUUCUCCUGCCGGCUUGUCACAGCCUUGUUUUACGGUAAUGUUUACAAUUCGGCUCAAACUAUAGCAUGCAUCAGUCUGAAGCGCUACGUGGCCGUGGUCAGACCGUUUUUGUACAGACGGCUGGCAAAGACUACACUGGCAGUGUGGACAUGCUUGGUAGUCUGGCUCCUGUUUGGGGCCGCUGUCGUGCCUGAGUUGCUGGUCAGGCAGAGCUACCAGGUUACCCAGCUGGGAGUCACCACCUGCCACGAUGUUCUUCCCCUCGAAGAAAAGUCACAUUCCCCAUUGGUGCCAUACAGGCUGAUGCUGGUUUGUCUGGGCUUCAUAGUGCCCUUUCUGGUUUGUAUCUAUGCCCAUGUGGCGGUGGUAUACCACCUUGGACAAUCUCGUUGUGACUGGAGGCCAUUUGUUAAAGUCAGCACGCUUGUUUUCAUCAUCUUUGUGGUGUGCUUUUUGCCCAGCGGCAUCCUGCACAUCGCCCACUAUAUCCGCUUGUUUUCCAGUGGAGACGACAGACUGUACGGAUACUACAGAGUAGCGGUGUGUCUGUGCUGCUUCCACAGUUGUCUGGACCCCUUCCUGUGUAUGCUCAUUUCCAAGAUGGCAGCCUCAGAACUACAAUUCAUCUCCCUCCGCGGGAUACCUCAGAGGUCGCCUGUUAGGAUGUGAGACUGGCUGUUUGUGUGUGCACAGAAAAAAGCAUCAUAUUUCUGGGCCAUUGUUGGGAACCAGCAGGGAAGCACAAAAACAAAGAUGUGAAAGUUUAACUGGACACUGUGAAUUCAUCAUGAUGAUACUGCAGUCUCUGCUGCAGUCGGUCCAUAGUAAGUUUUAGGAAUAUCAGGAUCAGACUUAUUCUGUCAACCCAGAAAAAUCUAAGAUUAGAUUGCUUUAUUGCAAGAGGAAAUUAAACACAAAAACAUGUUAUUAACAACACUGCCAUGAAGGUUUUGAGAAAGUGAGAAUAUUUUAAUAAAUAGAAAU